AUGAUUGGGGAAAAGCCGUGGAACAGGGAUGAGAAUGGAAGGGUGUGCCAGGCCAGCAGCAGCGUUGAUGAAUUACUGGCCGUAAUGAUGCAUCAUUAUGUGGAACUAAUUGCGGGCCUGGCCCACAGUCAGUCAUUUGGCAUUGUCAAUUACCAUCGCCAGCGAAUAACGUCGCUGCUCCUGGCCGUCGUUCUAGCUGCUCGCUGUUUUGGUAGUGGCUCUUCUAGACGAACGCUCGCCAUGGCCUGCGAGGAGGCGAUGGAAUCGACGCCGGGGCUCAAAAACAAUAGAUUUAGCUAUAGAAGCGCCAUGGACAACAACUACGACGAUUACAACUACAAGUGGGUGCACGGGGAUGUGGACGUUGAUGGCAUUGCAGAUAGCAACGAGGACGACAACAAUGACAACUAUAACUACAACAAGGCAUCGGCCAAAUGGCAGCAGCAACAGCAGCAAAAACUCUACGGAAAUCCCAUCCACAGCAUAUACGACAGGCAGCAACAUCUACAACGGCAGCAGCAGCAACAUGAGCAACAGCAACAGCACCAACGGCAACAGCACCAACGGCAACAGCAACUCGAACAACAGCAACAGGGCAUGGGAAUGGCACUGGGAAUGGGACUGGGGCAGUUUGAUGAUGAUCCAGAGAAUGCUCGCAACGACUUCCGUCUGCAAUUGUCCGACUUAAAUGCGGCCGUUCAAGGUAUGGGCAGGUUUGCUGUUCCCCAGAACCAGGACAAAGACCGGGACAACAGCAACAUCAAGGACAGCAGCAACAUCAACUGGCUGCAGCCAGCGGAGGAGAUGGAGCCCUUGUUGCUGGCGCGUCGCAGCCGCAGCAGCAACAUCAACCAAAGGUCAGCCAUGGAUGAAGCCGGAGCAGGAGCAGGAGCAGGGGAACCAGGUCAGCCAGAGUUCACCAACAAUGAGUUACCAUCUGGCGGUCUAGAUGAUGUGGACAUUGAGGGUGAGGAGGAUUACGCCGGACAGGAGGAGGACGCAGACGAACUGAGUUCCCAACUGCCCUACGGGAUCCAGAAUGUGCGCAAGCGCCGCGUUCGCAGUGUGAUGCCACCGGAGCCUUUUUUGGGUCCCAAUCCCAGCUCAGAUGGUGUGGUCACUUAUCAGUCGUUGUGUCCCACAAAUCGGGUGACCGUGAAGCUGGAAAGUGGCGAUUACCGUCCCAAUCACUAUGUGGAGGUUACCUGUGCCCACAGCUACUCACCCCAGCCCUCGAGGAACUACAACUACGAAUAUGGUUACAGGGGCAAUGAACUGCUCCGAGCUCUGCUCUCCGAGCGAAGCGAGAAACGAGAGAUCUGCUCGGCGACGGGCUUCUCGUGCAUCCAGCUCAACCGCACCAUCCACCUGAUUCGACUGAACGACGCCUCCGGCUGCUGGGAAUCGGAGACGCGGACGGUGCCCUCUGGUUGUGAGUGCAUGUGGCCGAAGCACAGCUACGGCGACAUAGCCUUCUAUCAUCAGGCGCAGAAGAGACGGGGAGGCGUGACCGGUCUGCGACCCCAAGCCCCCAUCAAUGUAGAUUACAAGCCUGGAGUGGGCUACCGCCAGCUGACCCUGAGGACAAGGAAUCCCAAACCAGCUCCCCGCAGUCGACGCGAGGAUAUGGGCUAUGAGAGCUACGAUUUUAACUAG
Molecule: messenger RNA, 1656 nt
Organism: Drosophila erecta
Lineage: Eukaryota; Metazoa; Arthropoda; Insecta; Diptera; Drosophilidae
Exons: 5
Coding region: 1-1656 (551 amino acids)
Source: RefSeq, a predicted model, not a curated record